Exaiptasia diaphana is the source of this 2092-nucleotide messenger RNA. Its product is annotated as solute carrier organic anion transporter family member 4C1. NCBI's taxonomy places the organism in Eukaryota, Metazoa, Cnidaria, Anthozoa, Actiniaria, Aiptasiidae. Bases 1 to 1875 code for a protein of 624 amino acids. The transcript has 10 exons. Gene Ontology annotation, cellular component: membrane. Gene Ontology annotation, molecular function: protein binding. Gene Ontology annotation, biological process: transmembrane transport. The record is from RefSeq and is a predicted model, not a curated record.
AUGGAAUCAACAAGCGUAAAACUUAAAGACCUUAAAUACGGCUGGGGACGUUUUAGACCGAAAUAUUUGCAAUGGCUCAAUAGUUCAAGAUGGUUUUUAUUUUUCUUAACAUCAGCUUCUCUGCUUUCUGGAAUAGUGCAGAUUGGUAUCCGUGUUGUCAUUCUUCCAUCAAUCGAGCGUCGCUAUCAUUUGAGCAGUAAGGAGAUUGGAUCAUUAUCGGCUGUUGGCAAUGUGGCUGGCUUCAUAGCAACAAUUUUAACCAGUUAUAUUGGUGGCUAUGGCAACAAAGUUAGAUGGAUGGGGUGUGGUCUUCUCGUUAAAGGUCUUGGAUGUCUUCUCCAUUCCCUUCCUCAUUUUAUCUCAAUAAAAUAUCGACCAGAAAACCUGGCACUAGCAUUCAAAGAACAAGAACUAUGCUCGUCUAACAGAACACUGUCAUCGCAAUCAUUCUGUGCAACUGCAAGCGAUGGCCACUCGUGGUAUUAUUUCAUGAUGUUCUUGCUGGCAGAGGUGUUGAUCAUGUCAGGAGGGGCGCCAACUGUACCCCUUGGCCAUGCCUUCAUGGAUGAAAAUGUACACCCCAAACAGUUUCCAGUUUAUCUAGGUGUAUUUUUGACACUGAGUGCUCUUGGUGUUGGCAUUGGACAGAUGCUUGGUGGUGUUUUGUUGAGUACUUAUGUGGACAUUGAUUUGCCUUUAGGGCUAGAGAACAUGAAGCCUGAUGAUCCAAGGUGGAUAGGGGCCUGGUGGCUAGGGUAUUUUGUAAGUGGUUGGAUGACACUAAUACUGGCGCUAUUCAUUAGUGGUUUCCCAUCAUCAUUACCACACUCCAAGGAGGUCCGUGAAGACAUCAUCAGUCGUGGUGAUCUUCCUAUGAGAGAUGAAAUUAAAGCUGUACUCAUUGGAAUGUUCUUCCUAAGUGGAGCUGCGCCUUUCUUAUUCAAAUAUGUUCAACUAAAGUUUGGAAUCACGCCAAUGAUGGUCACCAAAGGAAUUGGWGUCCCGAGUGUGGUCCUCACUCUCGUUGGCAUUAUUGGUGGGAGUUUUCUGGUGCGCCGUUUCCACUUGAAUGAGAUGUGCCAUCGGUCAGCAAAAGUGUGCAUGAUUCUUUCUCUCGUCGCUUUAAUUUCGACACCUACUUUUUUCAUCCCUGGUUGUCGGACAUUAGAAUUUGCGGGUGUGAAUGUCCCAUAUCAUAACAGGUCCAAUGCACACUUAGGUAUACUCUCAUCAUGUAAUGAUAAUUGUAGCUGUAGCUCACUGAAUUAUAAUCCAGUUUGUGGUUCAGAUGGCAUUACGUAUUAUGGUCCGUGUCAUGCAGGCUGCACUCAAAGAGUUGGAUCAAAGGGGUUUAGAAAUUGCCAAUGUAUCAAUGYCCCCUAUAGUGGUCCUGCUCAAGCCGUAGAAGGGUUCUGUGAUAGGGAAUGUAAGAACUUUUAUCUUUUUAUGAUCGCUUUAUGCAUUGGACUUCUUUGUUUUGGAAUGGGGAUUACUGCUGUUAGGACUGUGUUAAUCCGGUGCGUUUCAGAGAACCAACGUGCGUACGCCAUGGGAUUCCAGGUUACUAUUCUGAAAAUGUUUGCCUUCCUACCUGCGCCAUUAGUAUUUGGAUCAUACUUUGAUACGAAGUGUAUUUUGUGGGAAGACAGUUGUGGUACUAAGGGCAGUUGUUUGUAUUACGAUGGACRCGCUUUGGACAUAUGGUUACAAGUUAUUUCAGUGUCAGCUAUCGGUCUGGAAGCCAUCUUUUUCUAUCUUUCAUGGAAGUGCUACAAAAGACCUCCAACGGAGAAUCUUCCCCAGGAGGAAAUGACAGAAGAAGAGUUACUUAUGUUGAAAACUAGUAAACAAGAGAUAUAUUUAGGAGAUAAAUGACAGAGAAYCUCAGUCGGUAUUUUCACUUUGUUAAAUUUUUAUAACGACCGAACCCAAAGACGCGGUUUUUUGGAUUAUAUAACUCACUUUGACGACCAGUUAUUCUUACAACCGGCCAUAUUGUUGUUAAUGUUUCUUGAACAGUACUGAUCAUACAUUCGUAAAAAGAAUUUUUAUACUCAUACAAUAACUCAAAUGACAUAUUUUUUGACAAGCA